This is a messenger RNA of Paraphaeosphaeria sporulosa, 1209 nucleotides long. RefSeq lists its product as uncharacterized. The coding region runs from base 1 to 912 and encodes 303 amino acids. The transcript has 2 exons. The record is from RefSeq and is a predicted model, not a curated record. Lineage: Eukaryota; Fungi; Ascomycota; Dothideomycetes; Pleosporales; Didymosphaeriaceae.
AUGCGGCAAGACGCGAUGCACCCUGCCCGUCGCACUCUUACGGAUGAUUACACAGAUGCUUGGGAACAGCGCGAGGUUGUUGGUGGUGCAGUGACAGACGCCCACGUGGAGCCCGGCGUCUGCCAGCACGGCACAGAAUCUAGAGGAGGCGGCUGCAUCCAAGGGCGAGCAGGACGUGUGCGGCGGAGGCGCAAAAGCAACGCUCGCGGGCGACGCCGUGCAGCCCAGGGCCAGGGCGGAGGAGGCUGGAGACUGGUCCUGGAGGAGCGCACAAGUGCACUCAUUCCAACAGCCCGGGACAGGGCAGUGCGAGAGAAGGCGACGGGGAACAGGACCCGCGGCUCGGCGGGUCGUCGAGAGUUCCAAAGGCCUUCUGGCGCCGGGCGGGCGAGUCACGCAGGUCGGUCGGCAUGGCUACGGCCACGGCUGGUGCUGCUCGGGCUGGUCGUCAGCGUAGGCACUCACACGGGAGCCGUGUGGCCGGCCGUCGCUGACACGGUCUCAUCUCAGCCCAAGGUCAUCGACAAAAGAGCCACACCGCCGCGCGCCCGCCCGCGUGGGAUGGGACUGUGCCGUGAGAUAUCACCGGCGAGGGAGAGUCGUCAGCCGUGCGGGCGCGCUGUCUGCUCCGUCGCCGUUAGCCAGCGUCUAGCGUUGCUGCAGCACCCCUGGCUAGCAACCCUUGUGCUGGGACUCAGCUGCAGAUCCAUGCUGCACAAUCUGGCAAAGGGACUCUCUCGGGGCUGUUUCAACGUGUUCCCUGCCGCGCUGCAUCGGGGCCUGUCUCCCGGCACGUCAUGGAGUCGCGCUUGGAUACCAAAAGCACUGUCGCUCAUUUCCAUUUGUCUCGUCGCUGGCCCAGGCGAGAGAGUCAGUAGACAGGCCCCCUUAACGAGCGCCGCCUUUAUAUGAGGAACGCCAUGCCCGGCCGGAAUUUCCUGCCUUCACUAUUCCACACUCUCACACUCCUUGACAGGCACACAGUGUCCUCGGUCCUAAUAAUUACCAGCGCUGCCCGGCUGUAGUCUCUGGAACACGACCCUGUACACGUAUCCCAACCAACACUGCGCCUUUGCUGCCGACACAUCACUCUCGCUCGCUGUCCCUUUUCUUGUCUGCUCCCUCGCACGCCAGAUCACACGUCUGACGCCACGCUCUCGAUCCCUUCUGCACUUUUAUCCGUGAGUCAAUCCCGCCCUGCCGGGUGUC